Molecule: messenger RNA, 990 nt
Organism: Ostreococcus tauri
Lineage: Eukaryota; Viridiplantae; Chlorophyta; Mamiellophyceae; Mamiellales; Bathycoccaceae
Product: Ferritin-like superfamily
Exons: 4
Coding region: 1-990 (329 amino acids)
Biological process (GO): deoxyribonucleotide biosynthetic process
Molecular function (GO): oxidoreductase activity
Source: RefSeq, a predicted model, not a curated record
AUGGCCCCGCGCGCGCUCGCCGAGCCCUUGCUCGAUGCGAACGAUCAACGGUUUACGAUGUUCCCCAUCAAGUACCCGCAGGUGUGGGAGAUGUACAAGAAGGCUGAGGCGUCGUUCUGGACCGCCGAGGAAGUCGAUCUCUCUGACGACAUGAAGCACUGGGAAAGUCUCACCAAGGACGAGAAGCACUUCGUCACCCACGUGCUCGCGUUCUUUGCGGCGUCGGACGGUAUCGUGCUCGAAAACCUUGGCGUGCGCUUCAUGGGAGAGGUUCAAAUCCCGGAAGCUCGCGCGUUCUAUGGUUUCCAAAUCGCGAUUGAGAACAUUCACUCCGAAAUGUAUUCCUUGUUGAUCGACCAGUACGUCAAGGAUCCGGCCGAGAAGAGCCACUUGUUCCGCGCUAUCGAGACCAUCCCAUGCGUUAAGAAGAAGGCUGACUGGGCGUUGAAGUGGAUUGACUCCAGCGACUCGUUUGCCGAGCGUCUGCUGGCGUUCGCGUGCAUUGAGGGUAUCUUCUUCUCUGGUUCGUUCUGCUCCAUCUACUGGCUUAAGAAGCGCGGUCUUAUGCCGGGUUUGACCUUCUCCAACGAGCUCAUCUCUCGCGAUGAGGGCUUGCACCGUGACUUUGCUUGCCUCUUAUACCAAAUGCUCAACAACAAGCCGGACGAAGAAGUCGUGCGUAAGAUUGUCACCGAAGCGGUUGAGAUCGAGAAGGAGUUCGUGUGCGACUCUCUUCCGUGCGCGCUCGUUGGUAUGAACGCCGGUAUGAUGAGCGACUACAUUGAAUACGUCGCCGACCACUUGUUCACCUCCCUUGGUAUGCCCAAGGAGUACAACACGGCGAACCCGUUUGACUGGAUGGAACUCAUCUCGCUCCAAGGCAAGACCAACUUCUUCGAGAAGCGCGUCGGCGAAUACCAAAAGGCGGGUGUUAUGAACUCCAUCGGAGGUGGCAACGCGAACGCCUUCUCCCUCGACGAGGACUUCUGA